UUGGACACCCGACAUAUUUCAUCUUCUCCAAAAAUCUACUUUUUCACACACUUCUCACUUCUGCUCCCUCAUUAACCUCACAAGAAGAUUUAUCCACCAUUGCUAUGGCUUUCAAGAUGAUACGAUAGAUACUACCCAUCCUGUAAACAAUGAAUAUGUUCAUAUUGAUCCAAAGUCUUUCUCCGACGAUUAUCGCCGCCAUAAUCUUGCCAUCGCUCUUCCUUUAUCUACUAUCGAAGAUAAAACAUAACAGCCGUCUUCCUCCGAGCCCUCCGUCGUUACCGAUCAUAGGCCACCUCCACCACCUCGGCCCACUCAUCCACCAGUCUUUCCACCAACUCUCCACCCGCUACGGCCCCCUAAUUCACCUCCGUCUUGGAUCCGUCCCUUGUGUCGUCGCCUCCACACCGGACCUCGCUAGAGACUUUCUCAAAACUAACGAACUCGCCUUUUCUUCACGAAAACACUCCUUAGCCAUCGACCAUAUUACUUAUGGCGUCGCAUUCGCUUUCGCACCUUAUGGACCUUACUGGAAAUUCGUCAAGAAACUGUCAACAGUCGAGCUUUUAGGCAACCAAAACCUCGGUCAUUUCCUCCCCAUUCGAACCCAUGAGAUCCACGAGCUUCUUCGAACUUUAAUGGAGAAAUCGAAACGAAACGAGGUUGUGAAUUUGACUGAAGAGUUCUUGAAGCUAACAAACAAUGUGAUAUGCCAAAUGAUGAUGAGCAUCCGAUGUUCUGGGACGAACGAUGAGGCCGAUGAAGCCAAGAAUCUCGUUCGAGAAGUGACAAUGAUCUUUGGAGAGUUUAAUGUUUCUGAUUUCAUAUGGUUCUGUAAGAACAUAGAUUUGCAAGGGUUUAAGAAGAGGUAUGAAGAUACCCAUAGAAGGUAUGAUGCUUUGCUGGAGAAAAUCAUAUGUGAGAGGGAAGAAAAGAGAAGAAGUGAAGGGAAGGGAGAAGAUAACAAAGGGAAAGAUUUUCUUGAUAUGUUGCUUGAUGUUUUGGAGGAUGGAAAAGCAGAAAUUAAGAUUACAAGAGAUCACAUCAAAGCUUUGAUUUUGGAUUUUUUCACAGCUGCAACAGAUACAACUGCAAUAUCUAUAGAAUGGACACUAGUGGAACUCAUCAACAACCCAAAGGUGCUCGAAAAAGCAAGAAAAGAGAUUGAUCAAGUCAUCGGAAACAAGAGGGUAGUUCAAGAAUCGGAUGCACCUAACUUACCAUACAUACAAGCCAUCAUAAAGGAAACCCUACGACUUCAUCCACCAAUUCCAAUGUUGAUUCGUAAGUCGAUAAAAGAUGUCAUUGUCCAAGGAUAUGAAAUCCCAUCUGGGACCAUGUUAUUCGUCAACAUCUGGUCAAUCGGAAGAAACUCUAAGUAUUGGGAAAAUCCAUUAGAUUUCAACCCUCAAAGGUUUUUGGAAGGUGAAACCCUAAAAAGCUCGUUAGAUAUUAAGGGGCAAAGUUUUCAACUCUUGCCUUUUGGAACGGGGAGAAGAGGGUGUCCGGGCAUCAAUUUGGCCAUGAGAGAACUUCCGGUGGUGGUUGCCGCCCUCAUACAAUGCUUUGAAUGGAAUGUUAAUGGUGACAAGGAACCAUUAAGUACAAAUGAACGAGCUGGAUUAACUGCCCCAAGGGCAGUGGAUUUCAUUUGUGUUCCAUCAUUACGAGAAGACUCACCUCAAAUUAUUUGAUUUUGUAGGUUUUAUACAUUAUUAAUGGUAAUUAAUGUAUUAUUAUAUUGUAUUGUUCACUAUAUAAUUUGGAUGUGUAUGACUUAUUCCUUUUAUCAAUGUUUUUGGGACCA
Messenger RNA from Lactuca sativa (garden lettuce), 1807 nucleotides. Its product is annotated as cytochrome P450 93B2. The record is from RefSeq and is a predicted model, not a curated record. Lineage: Eukaryota; Viridiplantae; Streptophyta; Magnoliopsida; Asterales; Asteraceae. Gene Ontology annotation, molecular function: heme binding; monooxygenase activity; oxidoreductase activity, acting on paired donors, with incorporation or reduction of molecular oxygen.